AUGGAUUCUGGCGAUCCUCAAGGCAACGAUGUCUCGACCCGGCAUGAGGAUGAUAUCGAACAGGAUGAUAUCAUCGACGGCCUGCCCUGGGCUACCGAACACCCGAGACCUCCCUCCCCAUUGGAAGAUGGUAACAUCGUUUCCAUGGAUGGAGCCAUGGAUCGCUGGGGAAAACGUAAGAAAUUCCCGGUAGCAGCUAUAUUUAUUCACGCCGGGGCCGGGUAUCACAGCGUUGCCAAUGAGGGCCUGCACCUGGAAGCCUGCAAUGAAGCUGCGCGUCUGAGCAUAAAACUCCUGCGAUCAGGCCAUUCGGCUGUGGAUGCUGUCGAGGCUGCUAUCAAAUCUCUCGAAGACAAGGAGAUUACCAAUGCUGGCUACGGAAGUAACCUGGCAAUUGAUGGGACGGUAGAGUGCGACGCCACCUUGGUCGAUCAUUUUGGUCGCAGCGGAGCCUGUGGUGCAGUUCCUAAUAUCAAGAACCCAAUCUCUCUGGCCAAGAUUAUUCUCCUGUCUAGUAACAAGCCCCUGUCUUUACGACGUGUUCCUCCGAAUCUACUCAUUGGAGAGGGCGCCAAGGAAUUUGCACGGGAAUCAGGAAUGCUACUGGUUCCCAAUCAAUUUCUCGUGUCAAGAAAUGCUAGAGACCGUUACGUUAGAUGGCAGGAAGAUAUGAGGCGGGCAGAGAGCAGAGCAUCUCAAUCUCUAUCGCCUAGCACAUACGACCGAGCUCUUGACGAUCGUGGUAACGAAAUUUGCCAAAAUGUACACCCGGAUCACACGACCGCUAUAUUGACUGGAACAUGGAAUGAAGGCCAACCAGAUUCUCCAGCUUUACCUUUUUCGCCAGCUGCUUCUUCGUCAGCUGCUUCUUCGCCGUGGGAUAACGAACCGCCAAUGCUAGUGAAAGCUAGUGCUACUCAAGUUUCACCCAAGACUCAUGUCGAGCGCAGCCCGCUUAGCUUCUUGGGAUCACUGUCAGGUUCGAAAACUGCGGCUGGAGAGAUAUUAUCUUCCGCUUCGAAGCGCCCACGAUUUAGCCUAGGCCCGAGCGACGAAUCUCUGAAGUCGAAUUCUAAUGCGUCGAUAUCUAAGGGUGUAACUAGGACAGGUCUUCAUGAUGGGGCUAGUUCGGACGUUCUUACAGACCCCUCCAUGCCCAAAGUUGGACAGGCUCCCGCCACUACGGCUAUGCCAUAUCUUGACAAGUCGCCGCCAUUCAGGACCGUCGAUCUUCGUAAGCAGGAGAAUAAAGACGUCGAUAAAAUCACCGAUACAGUGGGCGCAAUUGCCAUCGACAUGUCUGGAAAAAUUGCUGCUGGGUCAUCUUCGGGUGGUAUUGGCAUGAAGCAUCGAGGACGAAUUGGUCCGGCGGCCUUGGUCGGAAUCGGGACAGCCGUCGUUCCGAUCGAUGAAAAGGACCAAGACGGCGUCGCCGUCGCCGCUGUAACAAGCGGAACCGGCGAACAUAUGGCUACCACGAUGGCGUCGCAAAAAUGCGCUGAGCGGAUAUAUCAAGGGACGCGUCGCGGACCGGGCGGAAAAGACGUAGCCGAGGAUGACGAGAGCGCGAUACUCCAAGGCUUCAUUGCUAACGACUUCCAGGAACAUCCGGGCGUCAAAUAUUCUUCCUCGGCUGGAGCCAUUGGUGUCAUGGCGGUAAAGAAGGGGCCAUUGGGCUACUAUUUAUACUUCGCACACAACACCGACUCUUUUGCCGUGGCCUCGAUGGGUUCUAAUGACGUUCAGCCAGCUUGUGUUAUGUCGCGCAUCAAGGAAGGAAGUUCUGGUCUAGCUCGUAUUGCCCAAGGAGGCCGUAAAAUUCGAAUAUGA
Messenger RNA from Daldinia vernicosa, 1830 nucleotides. RefSeq names its product N-terminal nucleophile aminohydrolase. Gene Ontology annotation, biological process: protein maturation. The record is from RefSeq and is a predicted model, not a curated record. NCBI's taxonomy places the organism in Eukaryota, Fungi, Ascomycota, Sordariomycetes, Xylariales, Hypoxylaceae. The coding region runs from base 1 to 1830 and encodes 609 amino acids. The transcript is spliced from 3 exons. Gene Ontology annotation, molecular function: threonine-type endopeptidase activity.